AUGGAAAACACAUCUGGUGUAAACGCGGAUCCAGAUCCCUUGAUUGGUCAAGUAGACUUUGACAACUGGGCCGAUUUUACGAACGAAGAAGAUGUGGUCAACAAGUACUUCUACAAACUGUACGUUUCGCAAAUCUCCACCGAUCAGAUGAUCGAGGUGAUGAAGCACCUGGGCUCCUGCCCAAAAGAGUCGCGUAACCGGAGUGUGUACAACACAAUGCUGAAGAUUCUGUUCAACGAGUGCAGGUUCUUCCCAAAAUACCCGUUGCAGGAGCUGUCGAUCACGGCGGAGCUCUUCGGGAAGAUGAUCAAGCACGGUCUCCUGUUGUCGAACGGGCCACUGCUGCUACUGGCGACGCGUUGCAUCCUGGAGGCGCUGAAGAGAGGAAAGACCUCGAAAAUGUUCCAGUUCGGAACAAUCGCACUCUCGCAGUUCGAGAACUCAAUAGCCUCGUACCCCUGGUUCUCAAACUCGCUGCUGUCGAUCCCAGACGUGAAGGAGACGUUCCCUCAGCUGUAUAAAACAUGUGAAAAGUUACAGACGAUAAUGACGGAUAACAUGAAAAAUAGUACGUACAUAGACCAGUCUAAGGGGAUAGUAAUAGGACAGGCGGAGGAAACGACGCAGGGGCAAGGACAGCAGAGUAAGAAGACGUCGCCGCAGCAGCCCCAGGGAUACUCAAUGGACGUGAGGUCGUCAGUGGGAGAGUGGGAACUCAUCAUGGGCGACGUGGAAGUGGACGUCAAAGUGCCGCCAGACUCACUAGUAGACCACGUCUACUCAAUCUUUAACAACAUGUGCCCGGACGACGUGGAGAAGAAGGCGAGAGAAGUGUCCUCACUGCUGAGCAAGGAUUACACAUCGUGGCUGCUGCUGUACAUCAUCAGGACGAGAGCGAGCAAGGAGCACAACCUGCACGACGUAUUCGCAAACUUCAUAGAGCACCUGAGCUACCCGAAGCUCUUCGACCUGGCAAUACAGAUCACGUACCUGUGCAUCAACGCGUGUCUGAAGAACGUGGAGCAGUUCAAGGACGUGCUGGCGUACAGAACGCUGCUAAAAAACCUGGGGAGCUGGCUGGGAAGAAUCACGCUCCACAGGAACGUGCCGAUCAUACACAGACACCUGGACGUUAAGGCAGUGCUGACGAAGGGGUACGAAAACGGGUACCUGGUGGCAGUGCUGCCCUUCAUAUGCAAGACCAUAGAGAACAUUAAGGCGAGUAAAAUAUUUAAGCCGCCGAACCCGUGGACGACGGCAAUGCUGUCGUUCCUCAUGGAAAUAAGGAACCUGCAGAACCUGAAGACGAACCUGGUGUUCGAAGUGGAGGUGCUCUUCAGACACCUGAACCUGGAGAUGGCGGAAUACAGUAACAAGACGAGCCUGCUCGCAGGAAAAAGCCACCCGAAGGGGAGCCCGGACUUCGAUACGCCGAAUUCCGGACAGAACCUGGCAGCGUCAGCAGCCUCGAGCUCGAGUUCGAGCUCAGUGACAGGCUCUAACCUGGGAGCAGUGAAUGCGCAGACGACGCUGCAGUCGUCAACAAAUCACCUGCAGUCAGGAAGUCAGACGACUUCAUCGCUGGACAGAGAGAGGCUUAACCAGCUGCUGUCGAAGGUGAUCAGAGAAGGAACGCUGACGACGAGCUCAGGAGCCACGGCGACGAGUAGCCAGGCGAACAUGGCGUGCAACGUGAGUAGCAUGGCGACGCCAGGAGCAAAUACCAUGGGAAGCAACAUUGGAGCAGGCAUGGGAAACAGCAUGGCAAACACAAUUGGAGCAGGAAUAGGAGCAGGGAUAGGAACAGGCAUGACCAGCAACGCGCUGCUGGGAGUGAACAGCGGACAGCAGGGACCAGGGUCCUCGAACCUGAACCUGCCGAACACGACCAACUUCGCACACAACCAGAUCAACAUGAGCAUGACGAGGUUCAUAGACAACAUGAUUCACAACUUACACAACGCAGUGGUCAUAUCGCAGUCAAUAGCACUCUUCGAAAUACAGCCGCAGUUCAGAGCACUCGUGCCAGUGGCAAUCGAAAGAGCAGUAAGACACGUGCUCUCAGUGGUGUGCGACCACUCGCUCUCACUCGCAAGACUGUGCACGAAGGUGUUGAUCGCAAAGGACUUCGCAAACGAGGAAGACGAUAACGUGACGAGAGCAGCAACGAGAAUGAUGUUCGAGUCGCUCUCGACGAACCUGGUGGCAGCGACGUGCAAGGAGCCGCUGAGGCUGGCAUUCCACGAAAGCCUCAGGUCAUCGCUGCAGACGCACAGGACGCAGGACUGCAACGACCAGGUGCUGGUGGAGCAGCUGGUGCAGAUUUUGAGUCAGGAUAACCUGGGGGUCUGCGUGAGCGUGGUGGAGAAGAUCACGCAGGAGUACGCAGUGCGCGAAAGUGACCUGCUUUUCAUGGAGAUCAUGAAGACGAUCCACAGGGAGCCGAAGAUGCCGCCGAACUUCCUGCCGACGCUCCUGAGCAGCUGGAACAGCAGAAACAAGGGCCAGCAGGCGCUGACGACGUACAAGACGAUUCUGAACGUAGGACAGUCGAAGGGACUGGGCACGCCUCAGUCGACAGUGAUGCAGCCGCACAGUCCGGCGUCGAUGCCUCAGCAGCUGCCGCAGAAUGCAGUUCCGUCGCCGCAGUUGCAGCCCCAGGGGGUCGCGCAGCAUCAGCUGCCGGGGCAGGUGGUGAUGGGCGUGCCGACGAUGAGUUCGCCGGCGAACCAGAUGGCGGCACCAGGAACGCCGAACGCCGCAGUUUCAAGUAAGAACAGCUACAGCUAUAUUUUUAUACUAGAUACUUAUACGACACAGAGGUAUUAG
Molecule: messenger RNA, 2829 nt
Organism: Theileria orientalis strain Shintoku
Lineage: Eukaryota; Apicomplexa; Aconoidasida; Piroplasmida; Theileriidae
Exons: 1
Coding region: 1-2829 (942 amino acids)
Biological process (GO): nuclear-transcribed mRNA catabolic process, deadenylation-dependent decay
Cellular component (GO): CCR4-NOT core complex; P-body
Molecular function (GO): molecular adaptor activity
Source: RefSeq, a predicted model, not a curated record